Messenger RNA from Alosa sapidissima (American shad), 6583 nucleotides. It is a transcript of the gene inppl1b, whose product is annotated as inositol polyphosphate phosphatase-like 1b. Bases 1871 to 5617 code for a protein of 1248 amino acids. The record is from RefSeq and is a predicted model, not a curated record. Gene Ontology annotation, biological process: phosphatidylinositol dephosphorylation. The transcript has 28 exons. NCBI's taxonomy places the organism in Eukaryota, Metazoa, Chordata, Actinopteri, Clupeiformes, Clupeidae. Gene Ontology annotation, molecular function: protein binding; phosphatase activity.
GCAGGCGGGCGAAUGGGCACAGGGGCCUCUGGUGCCAGCCAGCCAGGAGGGGCGCGUGCUGACGUUAGCUGCUUCCUGGCCUUUCACAGCUUCAGACUCCUAUAAAGGGAACUGGAUGGAAACAACAACUGAGGGGAAAAACAAUACGUGGUUUGCAGCCGCACUUUGAGUGAAAACUCAGAUGUGGGGGUCCAGUGUUUUUACGUGUGUGUGAGUGUGUUUGUUUGUGCUGUGUGUGUUUCUGCUGAGUCGUGUGAGGCAACGUAGCCAAGUGAGAGACAGGCCAGCUACAGAUCAACAGAACUCAGUGGAGAGAGAGAAGAAAAGAAGGGAAGAAGAAGUGUAGGAGGAGGAGGAGGAGGAGGCGGGGUGUGCUGGAGGACAAAACAGAGACGUAAAAAGUGGGGGAUGAUCAUAUCCAUAUGGAGGAGGUCGCUCCACUCUCAGAGAGAGAGAGAGAGAGAGAGAGAGAGAGGCCAACCAGUGAGGCGAGAGCAGAAAGAACCAGGCAAGUACAAGAGAAAAACACUGGCAAGUAAGUGGGAAAGGAAAGAGAAAGAGAGUAAGAGAGAAGGAAUGUUCUGCACUAGCAAUAGUUUUGUCUGUGUGUGUGUGUGUGUGUGUCUGAGAGACUCUCCAGUGUGUGCUAAACUCAGGCAGACUGACCGGAGCAGGAGGAGGAACGGGGCUUUCACUGACACCACUGAUGAAGCAGUGAAGUCACCGAGAGGAAUUUCGUCCGCCGGCUCGCCUUGUUUUCUACCCCUCCCACUCCUUCGUUCUCUUUCCCUCUUUCCCUCCCUCCCUCUCAUUCUCUCUGUAUUCCUUUAACACACUCACUCGCUCUUUCCUCCUCUGUCUUCCUCGGCCUCUGUCUUUCACAUCUGGAGUGGCGACUCACUUCCUCUGUUUGCCUGUUGCUUUUCAAGGCCAGUCAGCGGCGGUGGCGAUGCCUCGUCAUGACGACACUCUGACGACAGGAGGGACAUCACACUGAGGGGGACAAGACUGUCUCCAAACCGCAUCACACCGGGACCCCCCGCCCACCCCACCACCAUCACCACCAUCACCACCAUCAGGGGUCACCCAGCCCCAUUUUGGACAGUGGCGUUCCUUGAACUGCAGUCAUCAACUGAUCCUGAAGAGGAGCAGUUUGGGUGCUCUGCCUCAAGCUGCUGGAGUCUAGAACCGGAGGUGCUGCUGGUCUCGCUCGACGUACUCAGUUCCUCUUCUCGACAUCGCUUUGCAUUCUCCCCUGGGGGAGGCCCAGGGACAAUACGUGCUUUUGUCUGUCUGUGUGUGUGUGUGUGUGUAAGUGUGUGUCUGUGCGACUCGAGACACUGUGACUGUCCUUCGUGCUGCUUGACGCUUUUGGCUUGCCUUCACAAUGAGCUGCUUGCGGGCCACAUCCGCUGGCCUCUGCAAGCGCCGGGGAUCCCAGAGGAGCUGAGGGGCCGCCGCGCAGACCGGACCCUCUGCUGGACUCCUCCAGCCUGGUGCCCAUGCAAAUACACGUGCGCAGGGGAAAGCGGACUGUCAACGGUAACCCUGAAGGACCCGAGAAUGCCGGCCAAGUGUCAGAGAGGCUUUUUUCCACUCUUCCGUCCGCUUUGUUGAAGUUGAAGAAUGAAGAAGUGUUUGUCUCUGUAACACGUGCCGACACACAGACAGAUCCAGGUGUCCGCAUGCAGUGGGCAGUGAGACCAUGAGAGAGGUGGAUGUGGAGGGGCCGUGUGCGACACAUAUGUGCAUGCUCUCUCGGUCACACUCUCGGAUUACCCUGCUGGACGGUGAGCGGUCAGUGCAGCAUCUCCUGGGAGACGCCACGGGCCUGGGUGUGGGGCCGAACACAUCCCGGCGUUGAGUCGCCAUGACAACAGCAGCGUGGUACCACCGGGACAUCAGCCGCGUGCUGGCGGAGGACCUGCUGGCCCGCGCCGGACGAGACGGCAGCUUCUUGGUGAGGGACAGCGAAUCCGUGCCGGGAGCCUACGCCCUGUGUCUGCUGUUCCAGCGGCAUGUCCAUACAUAUCGUAUCCUCCCUGAUGCCGAGGGACUAUUGGCUGUUCAGACAUCCCAGGGAGUGCAGGUGAACUGCUUUCGAACCCUGAGUGACCUGGUGUUGGGAUACCAGCAGCCUCACAAAGGCUUGGUCAUCCCCCUUCUCUAUCCAGUAGGCCCUGAAGUAGAACCAGGGGAGGAGAGCUCAGAUGGUGAUGACGAGAAGCCGGCAGCUGGCUGGAUCCCCAGUGGGAACUCUCCUGUCUCCACGGCGCCCCCUGCUGCUCCACCAGCUCCAGUGCCCCUGACCCCCCAGCAGCUGCUCCUCCAGAGGCUGCAGGACAUCACCACACCCAGUGUGGCGUCAGAGGUGGUCAGCCUGCUGGUGGAGUAUCUGCACGGGGACCUGGGUCAGGACCUGGACGCUCUGAAGAGAGGAGGCAUCAGCCUGCAGCACCUCCAGCGCACCCUCAGCACAGUGUGCCACGGUCUGAGCAGUGAGAUUGACCACACCUUAUCCAGCUUAGAGACUUUGGCCAAAGUGUUUGACCAUCCCAGCUGUCCCCUGUCCUGCCAGCGACCUCAGAAUGUGGGCAAGUGGUCGGAUUUGAGCCUGGAAAGUCUGCUGUUCAAGAUCUCUGCUCUGUGCAACCUGUUGUCCACUUUGGAGAAGAGGGUGUUGAAAGCUCUGCAGGAUGCUGUAGUCAAUCACAACCUGGCAGUGCAGCCAGCUCCUCCUCUGGCUCCGGCCCCGUCUCAGUCUCCUGAAGUCACCCCCCCAGUGAAAAACCACACACCUCCCAUACCGGUGCACAGCUUUCAGGUGAAACUGGUUCGGUAUGGACGGAUGGUGGUGUCUGUAGAUGUGGACACAGGAGUGCUGCUGUUUGACAGGAAGUCUGCUUCCAUUGGUGUGGAGACAGUCACACAGGAUAGAAUUUUACAGCUGAUCAAGUUCCAGAGCAGUCCAGCCAAGCUGAGGAUGGUGGUGGACAGUCAUCAUAACACCCCACGAGAACUACUGUUUGAGAGUGCAAAGAAACGAGAGGCCUUUUGCCACCUCCUCCAGCUGAUGAAGACCAGACACCUACAGCAAACUGAGCCUGACGUCAUCUCUGUCUUUGUGGGCACUUGGGACAUGGGGGGCUCCCCUCCUCCACGAGGCCUGCAGUCCUGGCUCACGUGCUGUGGCCUCGGGCGGACCCCAGACGAGUCCACCGCCGCCCUGCCUCACGACGUGUACGCGGUGGGCACGCAGGAGAACCCGCAGGGGGAGAGGGAGUGGGCCGAGCACGUGCGGGCCUCCCUCAGGAGCGCCACCAGCAUGGAAUAUAGACAGGUGGCAGUGCAGUCCCUGUGGAACAUCCGCCUGGCUGUGUUUGUGAGACCAGAGCAUGAGAAUCGCAUCACUCAAGUGAAUUCAGCCAGUGUUAAGACAGGCCUUGGGAAUGCAUUGGGAAGCAAAGGGGCGGUUGGAAUCUCUUUCCUCUUCAACGGAACCUCCUUCGGCUUUGUAAACUGCCACCUGACCUCAGGCAGUGAGAAGGCCCUCAGGAGGAACCAGAACUUUCUGGAUGUCCUGAGGCUCUUAUCUCUAGGUGACCGGCAGCUCAGUGCCUUUGACAUCAGCCUGCGUUUCACUCACCUCUUUUGGUGCGGGGACCUGAACUAUCGGCUAGACCUAGAUGUGCAGGACAUCCUGAAGCACGUGUCCAAGAGAGAGUUCGACGAGCUCAUGUGUGCUGACCAGCUGACACGUGAGCGUCACAGGAGGAAAGCCUUCUUUAACUUCAAGGAAGAGAAGAUCACGUUUCCCCCCACCUACCGCUAUGAGCGAGGAUCCAGGGACUGCUACCUGUGGCAGAAGUACAAGACCAGUGGGGUGCGUAUUAAUGUGCCGUCUUGGUGUGACCGAGUUCUGUGGAAGUCCUACCCGGAGACACACAUCGUGUGUACCUCAUAUGGCUGUACUGAUGACAUCUUCACGAGUGACCACUCUCCUGUUUUUGCAACAUUCCAAGUUGGGCUGACCUCACCAUUCUUCAGAGCAGACUCCAACCCCAGUGUGGAGAAGGCCUGGAUUGAGGUGGAGAGUGUGGAGGCCAUAGUGAAGACUGCCAGUAAAGCAAAGUUCUUCAUUGAGUUUCAGUCCCUCUGCUUGGAGGAAGUCCGGCGCUCAAGUGAGAAUGACUCUCAGAGCUGUGAGGUCCCGGGGUUCCUCAAACUGGGCUGGCUGGCAAAGCAGCUUCCCAAGCUUCAACCCAUUGUUUCAGAUAUGGAAUAUCUUCGGGACCAGCAUCUACUUCUGUCAGUCAAGUCAUGUGAUGGUUUUGAGUCGUAUGGCGAAUGUUGUGUAGCUCUGCGCUCCCUCAUUGGCAGUGUGGCAGAGCCCUUCGAGACCUUCCUCACACACCGUGGCGAGGAGAUCGGAUCCAUCCGGGGACGGGUGCGAGUCCAUGUGCCCGUCGAGCGUCGGCAGGCCCGGGAGCGGAUCUAUGAGUGGUUCUGCUUUGAGAAAGACGAGAAGGGUCUGGUGAGGGGUCGCUUGUCGCCUCAGCCAGCUCGUGGAGUCCAGCCCCGAGCAUCGGCACCUCCCAGGACUCCAGUAGCACCAAACAGCUACACCAACCCAGCCUACUUCAUGUUUGAGGGAGUGCCGGUAUUGCGACGCAAAGAUGAAGAGGCUCACCCCCGCAAGGAACCUCAGGGGGUCUGGGCGCGAGAGUCAGUGGUGCAGCUGCCGAGGGUGACUGGGGGCAAUGUGCCGGACAGGAAGCCGCCCCGCCGGUCAGACUUCACAGAAAUCGAGAUCCCCGGUUGCCUUCCCUCUUACAUGCCCCCCUGUGACCGCACCUCUCAAUCGUCCCCGCAACAUGGCACAUCUUACCAGCUGUUCCCAACCAAACAGCCCCCGCCCUCUCUGCCCACCUCAAGCAGUGUACCGCCACCGAAAGACUACCACCUGCAGUCACGCAUCAUUAAGGCCGGUGGGGCUAUGGAAGCCGUCAUUCCGGUGAAGAACCUGAGGAACAUGUACAUGAAUCACGCUGCCAUCACCAGGGAGAUGCAGAGACCCAGUCAGAAAGAACCGGUCAGAAAGGAGCGUCCCAGGAUAAACCCAGAGCGAACUACCCCGGGCCGCAACGGGCCUCCCCUCUACCCCUACAUGUCCACGCGGGUGCCCCGCUGCGAAGCCUCGGCCCCCUGGGUGGUGGAGCCGCCCCCUGGGCCCUGCGGAGACCACUCCCUCACGGCUCUGCAGAUUGCCAAGUCCCUGAGUGAGGUCGACUUCCAGCCAGCAGAGAGCAAAAGCAAGUACCAGCCCAGCCACAGGCCCAAGCAGCACAGGAACCAGGGCAACCAUCCAGCACCGGCCACGGAGGCCAGUUACUGCUGGGAGAAAGAGGUUUCUGUCCUACAUGGGGCUCCAGAGACUGUGCAGGACCUGUUGAGCACCUUGGGCUUACAGCGUUACACACUGGGGCUAAGUCUCAACGGCUGGGAUGACUUGGACUACUUCAGGGGGAUCACUGAGGAGGACCUGCAUGCAGCCGGAGUGUCCAACCCCUCACAUCGCCGCAGGAUCCUGGAAAAUCUGCCCAAGAUCUGGGACUGAUCACACCAGGCUUUCACCUGAGGUUCCUCCACCUAAUCCCGGAGUUGGUACACGUCCUAAGUGGCAUGUACAUGUAAUUUAUUGUUUUUUUUUUUUUUAAUUUUUUACUGAAUAUAAAAGAAUUUUCUUUUGCAUUUCUGCUCCAAUGUAACACAUGAACGAUUUUUUUGUUCAAAUCCAUUCCAUGUCCUUCCUCAAGGUCUGUCUGGUGUGAGCUCUUUCCAGUAAGUGUCAUGCACUCAUGCACACACCUAGCAGUGUUUGCUGUACAUUCACAUGCCUCGUGUCCUCCCACAUCCUAUCUUUUAUGAUGUGAGUUUGGGGCCUCUUUAAAUUAUGAGAUUAUAGUGUCAAACAGACUAGCCACUGACUGUAUGGACACAGAUUGUAAAAAGGCCAGGGAUAUACGUCUCUGGGCCUUAACUGCACAUUGUGUUGCUAUGUAAGCAGCCUCGUCACAUAUGGGGUGGAUCAGGGUCCUUAUAUUUGUCUCACCAUUAACAUAUUGUUUUCACUGUCCUAAAGACAGACUACACAGAACCAUGUUGUUUGUGCUGUGAUUCAGCAUAGUGGCCCUUGGACACCCACACCUUUACAGGAAUGAGGAUUCAAAUGGCUAACUUGGCAUUUGUGGUGCAAUAUUUGUGCCAGCACUGCAGUGAGGUUGAGUGUGGUCAAAUAGACUAGCUGGCAUGUAGUUCAGUUUAUAUGGGCAGCCUGUGAGCCUUUCAACUGACAACUUUAACUUCUCAAUUACUCAACCACAAGAAUUGCCAUGUUCUUGGAAAACAAAGCAGGUCUCUGCCCUAGAAAAUGAAAUGAAAAAGCCUUGUACAUAUAUUUUGUCUUUGAUAUAUGGAGUCUGUCUCAUAUGGAAAUGUAUGUGUUGGGAAUGGGAAUGGGAAUAAAACUCUAGACUGUAGAGUCAUGUUUGCUUUGGCUUCAUAUAAAACGAUAAACAAUCCA